UUCUGAUUAUUAUAAUUCUGAUUUUUACUCUUUAAAAAAUAAUUCUUUUUUAAUAAGGCAAUGCUUCGCGAUGAAUUACCCUUUUCCCCUGGGGACGAAGUUGCAGUUCUUGAUUGUCCUUCUGAUGAGUUAUGGUAUGGAAUUUGUGGGCCUAGAAGUGGGUGGUUUCCUGCUGCAUAUAUUCGAGUAAUUUUUAGAGAAAAAAUUUUUUUUCAAAUUUUUUAG
This is a messenger RNA of Meloidogyne enterolobii, 225 nucleotides long. Lineage: Eukaryota; Metazoa; Nematoda; Chromadorea; Rhabditida; Meloidogynidae. The record is from the annotation of a GenBank genome assembly.